Messenger RNA from Lottia gigantea (owl limpet), 1275 nucleotides. RefSeq lists its product as hypothetical. The record is from RefSeq and is a predicted model, not a curated record. Gene Ontology annotation, molecular function: zinc ion binding; nucleic acid binding. The coding region runs from base 1 to 1275 and encodes 424 amino acids. The transcript has a single exon. Lineage: Eukaryota; Metazoa; Mollusca; Gastropoda; Lottiidae.
AUGACUAAAGAAAUGGAUACCAAACAGAAUUUCAAAAAUAGGACUAUUAAUGUGGAUCUUUAUAGUGAUACUAAAAUUAUAGAUGUAAUUAAAGAAGUAGAAGAGAUAGUUGGAGAACAUAGUGUGAUUUAUGCUUGCCCUAUACAAGGUAAUUUAGAGCUAACCUUUGAUUCAAUCGAUAGACUUAAACAUCUAAAUGAAACACCCAUUAUAGUUAAUAAGCAAGAACUGAAAUAUACACCCGUUGGCUUCAAAUACAUGAUUGUUUCGUUUAUGCAUAUCCCUUGCUAUAUAUCCGAUCACGAACUUUUAGCGAAACUAAAAGGUUGGAAUGUAAGGCCGUUGGGCGAGGUUAGACGCCGUCAUAUGAAAUAUGGAGAUCGAGAGAUUCCAGAUGGCACUAGAUAUGUGAAGUGCGAAUUCCCCCCUAAUGUGAGCAGUCUGCCGUAUGCGACUUUGCUUGAUGGUAAAUCCUUUAUCAUCAAACAUAACAACCAAUCUAAAGUCUGUUUUGGAUGCCUUAACCCAGACCAUGAAGUUAAGAAUUGUCCUGAAUCUUUGUGCAAAAGGUGUGAACAAAAAGGCCAUAUAAGGAAAUUUUGUGAAGAGAGUCUGUGCGUGAACUGUGGUGAAUAUAACUACUUGUGUAAAUGUGCUACUAACGAUCUAGACGCUGAACUGAACUUAACCCGUGAACCUAAUCCUAAUCAAAUUAAAGAGACCUUAUCACAAAAUACUGAAUCGAACACUUAUGACGACGAUGAUACUAUUACCUCCCAUCCUACCUCUAGUGAAACCACAAUAGACAGAUCAAAACCUCAAAAAAGAACCCAGAUAGAAAUUAUAACACCUCCUAAGAAUGAAAAUAAAAAAGGCAAAACGUACAACCAGGAAGAUGCCAGUGCUAGUGACGAUGAAACUAUGAAUUAUGAUACUAAUUCCUCCCCUGUUCCCAACGUGAAUGAUGAAUCCCACCCUGAUACCUGUGAUACUGAUACCUCCCGCCCUGAAAAACCUACACUUAAAAACAUUCCUAGUAAAUACUCUCUGCCCCCCAAACCCAAUACUUCAAGUUCAACCCUUAAAGAAAAAUUUGCUAGCUCAAUUAAAACUCUCGAAAAUAUCGAUAACAUAGUGACCAAAAGAGAAAUGUUUCGAAAGGAGUUGACCGAUCCCCGCUCUGUCCUCAAUACAAGAAAUCGCUUCAAAGUAGAUCCCGUUAAACCAAACUUAAAUGCUGUAAGAAAAUCAAAAAGUGGCGAAUCCCUAGUUUAA